Diaporthe batatas is the source of this 1296-nucleotide messenger RNA. RefSeq lists its product as uncharacterized. Lineage: Eukaryota; Fungi; Ascomycota; Sordariomycetes; Diaporthales; Diaporthaceae. The coding region runs from base 1 to 1296 and encodes 431 amino acids. The record is from RefSeq and is a predicted model, not a curated record. Gene Ontology annotation, cellular component: intracellular membrane-bounded organelle; Golgi membrane. Gene Ontology annotation, molecular function: pyrimidine nucleotide-sugar transmembrane transporter activity. The transcript is spliced from 3 exons. Gene Ontology annotation, biological process: pyrimidine nucleotide-sugar transmembrane transport.
AUGGCCUCCAAGGCCGUGAUUCCCUUCCUCGUGGGGAUGAUGUUGCUCACUGGAGUGUGCAACACCCUCCUCACCAAGUACCAGGACAACCAAUGCGUCCGGAACUGCGAUGACCCCGACCCCAAGAAGCGCGCCCACUUCGAGCAGCCCGUCAUCCAGACCGCCCAGAUGUUCGUCGGCGAGAUGGGCUGCUGGCUCGUCGUGGGUCUCAUGGCACUCUGGAAGCGCUAUGUCUCCAAGGGCGACGCAGGAUACGAGGCCGUCCACACCUCCGAGGCAGACGCCGACGCCGACGCCGCCAGCAUCCGCUCCACCGAGCCCCUGAACCCCUCUGCGGACGGCAAUACCAGCAACAACGCCAACGGGUCCUCGUCAAGGGGCAGCAAGCCCGUCCCCAGCGACUCCGCCCUCAGCGGCUUCCGCGUGCUGCUGCUCUCGCUCCCGGCCAUCUGCGACAUCCUGGGCACGACGCUCAUGAACGCCGGCCUGCUCCUGGUGGCCGCCUCGAUCUACCAGAUGACGCGCGGCGCGCUCGUGCUCUUCGUGGGGCUGUUCAGCGUGCUGUUCCUCAAGCGGCGGCUGCACCUGUUCCAGUGGGUCUCCCUGGUCGGCGUGGUGCUGGGCGUGGCGGUCGUGGGGCUCGCCGGCGCCAUCUGGCCCGACCAGCAGAAGAAGAAGCUGCCCGGCGGCGGCGGCGACGGCGCGCACGCGGACGAGGUCGGCGCCGACGCCCUCCUCGCCAUCGUCGGCGUGCUCAUGAUCGCCGGCGCGCAGAUCUUCACCGCCACCCAGUUCGUCCUCGAGGAGUACCUCCUCGAGCGGUCCACCAUCGACCCCAUCCGCGUCGUCGGCUGGGAGGGCAUCUUUGGCUUCUCCGUCACCCUGCUGGGCAUGAUCGUGCUGCACUUUGCCAUCGGCCGCACCGAGGCGGGCAAGUACGGGCCCUUCGACAUGGUCGAGGGCUGGAGGCAGUGGACCCAGAACCCCGAGGUCUUGAUAUCGAGCUUCCUGAUCAUGAUCAGCAUUGGCGGGUUCAACUUCUUUGGUCUCUCCGUCACCCGGACCGUCAGCGCCACUUCCCGCUCGACCAUCGACACCUGCAGGACCCUCUUCAUCUGGGUCGUCUCGCUCGGUCUUGGCUGGGAGACAUUCAAGUGGCUACAGGUCGCUGGUUUCGCCCUUCUCGUCUACUUCACCUUCCUGUUCAACGGCAUUGUCCAGCCGCCCUUCGAGUUCCUGCGGCCCAAGGAGGAGGUCGAGGAGCUGCUGCCAGAGGAGCCCGUGGAGCACAUCUGA